UUCUCAGUUUUGUCGAUUUAAAUGCCCUCAAAACCGUUAAACAAAGUUUCAAAUGAAACGCUCAUUUUGUAAUAAAAAAACAGUAAUUUAACAAUUAUAUGUGACUUUUUUUUAUACAAUUAAACAAGUUAAAAUUAUUGUUAACGCGUAAAUUUUCUUUUAAUUCAAUCAUUGUCUCGGUUAAAUUGUCAGUGUUGUAAAAUUCUUGUUAAAUUUACACUCAACUGUCUGCAUAUAGUUAAUAUCGGAAAUGUUGAAAGGAAAGGAAAAUGCCAUUCAUGUAGGAAAUUAUAGUGCUCAUGAUAAGGGAAAAUCAUUAAAGGGAAAAAAUCCUGUAAAUGAAAAAGAAAUGAUCAAAAAUACAUCGGAGACAAAUAAUGAUAAUAUAUUAAAAAAUUCAAUUAAAAAUAAUCAUACAUUACAUAAUAAUGAAAAUAAAUCUAAAGUAACAACGCCAGAAUUAAUGCCACCUCCAAAAUUGCAAUCUGCACCAAAAUUGACAGAAUCAAGUGAACAGAAAAAUAAAAUUAGUGAAAAAGAAAGUACUGAUAAAAUGAAAGAGAGUUCAAAAAAAUGGAUGUUAACUGAUUUUGAUAUUGGUAAACCAUUAGGUAAAGGAAAAUUUGGAAAUGUUUAUUUAGCUAGACAUAAAGAUACAUCAUUUAUUGUUGCAAUGAAGGUACUUUUUAAGGAUCAAGUAAUGAAAGCUGGCGUUGAACAUCAAGUGCGACGUGAAAUUGAAAUUCAAACACAUCUAAGACAUCGUAAUAUUCUUCGAAUGUAUGGUUAUUUCCAUGACGAUAAGCGGAUUUAUCUCAUUUUAGAAUAUGCACCAAAAGGAGAAUUGUACAAAGAAUUAAAUAGUCAAGAGAAUAAAAGAUUUAAUGAAGUUAGAACAGCUACUUAUAUAACACAAUUGGCCGACGCUUUGAAAUAUUGUCAUAAACGAAAAGUUAUACAUCGCGAUAUAAAGCCGGAAAAUUUAUUACUUGGUCUUCAUGGUGAAUUGAAAAUAGCUGAUUUUGGUUGGUCCGUUCAUGCUCCCUCAUCGCGAAGAACAACAUUGUGUGGAACUUUAGAUUAUUUACCACCAGAAAUGGUUAAAGGAUUAACGCACAAUCACACUGUUGAUUUAUGGGGUAUUGGUGUUUUGUGCUAUGAGUGCUUAGUUGGAGAGCCUCCAUUUUUAGCAAAAACAUACGAAGAUACUUAUGUAAAAAUCACAAAAGCACGAUAUAAUUGUCCCUCAUAUGUCAGUGAAGGAGCGCAAGAUUUAAUUAAAAAGCUAUUAGUAGUUGAUCCCGAUCGUCGACUGAGUUUAGAUGGAAUUCUUAAUCAUCCGUGGAUUGUUGAAAAUCGUACAACCGAACCGACACCAACAUGAAGAGUAACAAAAAUACAGUAUGUUAUACAAAUAAUUGAAUGUAAUGUAUGAAUCUAAUGUUUUUUUAAAAAUAUUUUUUUAAUGGUUAUAUAUAUAAAAAAUUAUGUUCCUUAAUAACUCGUUAUAGAAUUAAAAAAAGAAUUUUUUUUUUUUUUUGUUAGUCAUAUUUUUCCAGACUUUUUUUUUCUUUAUCACAAAUAAAUUUUUUAUACAAGAAA
Leptopilina boulardi is the source of this 1602-nucleotide messenger RNA. Its product is annotated as aurora kinase C. Gene Ontology annotation, cellular component: spindle pole centrosome; spindle microtubule; spindle midzone. The record is from RefSeq and is a predicted model, not a curated record. The transcript is spliced from 5 exons. NCBI's taxonomy places the organism in Eukaryota, Metazoa, Arthropoda, Insecta, Hymenoptera, Figitidae. Gene Ontology annotation, molecular function: protein kinase activity; ATP binding. The coding region runs from base 251 to 1384 and encodes 377 amino acids. Gene Ontology annotation, biological process: mitotic spindle organization; regulation of cytokinesis; protein phosphorylation.